This is a messenger RNA of Mytilus californianus (California mussel), 3006 nucleotides long. RefSeq names its product beta-1,4-mannosyltransferase egh-like. The record is from RefSeq and is a predicted model, not a curated record. Gene Ontology annotation, cellular component: cytoplasm. Gene Ontology annotation, molecular function: beta-1,4-mannosyltransferase activity. The transcript is spliced from 2 exons. Bases 150 to 1529 code for a protein of 459 amino acids. NCBI's taxonomy places the organism in Eukaryota, Metazoa, Mollusca, Bivalvia, Mytilida, Mytilidae.
UACUUGCCAUCAAAAAAUGAAAUUGAAGUAAAGAUGUAUACCUUCUUCACACAUAUAUCAUAACGACAAUCAAACAUCAUUAAAUUUAAUCUGAAGGAUUGAAGGAAUUAUCUAAAAACAGUUUUGAAUUUAUUUAAAAACUGAAGACUAUGGCUAAGCUUUCUGGAGAGAGCAUCAACAUCAAACAUUGCCUUACCAUCUUCCUCUUCCUAAUAAUUUUGACGAUUGUUUGUUUCUUGACAGGAGGAUUUAGUUCUACCAACUACAGUUUUGAUCCUUAUAAAGCUUAUGGAAAAUGGCCGACAAUUAUUUUAUAUAUAAUGAGAUACAUAACAUUGAUACAUUUGCCGAUUGUUAUAUGCAACUUUUUAGGAAUAGUCAUGUUCAACACACAUCCAUCAAAGCCCAAACUUAAAACAUCCCCAAUGUCUUUACCGUCCAUCUGUUUCAGAGUUGUGACAAAAGGUAAAUAUCCACAUCUUGUGAAUCGAACUGUUGACAAAAAUAUCAAAACAUGCUUAGAGGUAGGAUUGCAUCAUUAUCAGUUUGAAAUUGUAACCGAUUCUCCAAUAGGCUUACCAAAUAAUAGUUGUAUCCGUGAAGUAGUCGUUCCAUCCACAUAUUCCACUACAAAUGGUAGCCUCUACAAAGCAAGAGCCUUACAAUUCGCAUUAGAAGAUGAAGUUAAUAUACUAUCGGACAAUGACUGGAUAGUUCAUCUGGAUGAGGAGACAGUAUUAACCGAAUCAUCUGUAAUAGGGAUAGCUAAUUUCAUUCAUGAUGAUAUAUAUUCAUUUGGUCAGGGAGUAAUCAUCUAUACAAAAGAAGAAAUUGUGUGCUGGAUAACUACCCUAGCAGAUUUAGUACGCAUCGGAACUGACUAUGGAAGAUACCGAUUCUGCUUUAAAUGUUUACAUAGGCCAAUAUUGGGGACCAAGGGGAGUUUCUUAGUUGUGAAAGCAUCAGUUGAACUAAACGUUACCUUUGAUUUUGGUGUUGAUGGUAGUUUAACGGAAGAUUGUUUCUUUGCAUUGAAAGCCUGGAUGAGAGGUUAUACAUGUGGAUUCAUCGAGGGAGAAAUGUGGGAGAAGAGUCCCUUUUCACCAAAAGACUUUGUUCUACAAAGAAAACGUUGGAUUCAGGGACACUUGAAGACAUUAUUUUGCAAGACUAUUCCUAUGAGAUAUAAACUUGGAAUAUUCUUCAUAGUGCUUAGUUACUUUACCAUUUUGCUUUCAAUACCAAACAUGGUCCUUGUUCCGCUUAUCCCGUUACCAAUACCACAAACUGUAUCCUAUUUGUCUGGUUUCACUGGCGGUGUGAUGGCAUUUUUAUAUGUAUUCGGAUGUAUUAAGUCAUUCGACUACAGACGUUUAGGCUUAUUCAAAUUUAUCUUUCUUUGUAUUUUACCAAUUUUACUACUCCCUGUUUUUAUAACAAUGGAAUAUUGUGCGGUUGUUUUAGCUUUUCUAACAUCCGGAGGCUUUCACAUUGUUGAAAAAGAGUUGCCAAAACAAUUACUCAUCUAAGUUUAAUUUUCAUAAAUAUUAAUAUGUUAUUUCUUGCAGAAAACUUUUGCAUGCAUGAAAAAUUAAAGCAGAGGCAGCAAUAGACAAAACAACACUGUGCCAACUCCAAAAUCAGGAAAACAGUAUACGGGUAAACUUAUCAAUCCGUUAAAUAAACUCAUUCUAAAAGGUUACCAAUUCAACACUGUAAUUAGAUCUUUGAAUAUUGCUUUUACUGGUAUAAAUAAUGUCGAUACCUUUAUUUUGGCAUGAAACAAGGUCAUGUUUUUCUCUGACUGUUAAUGACGUCUUUACACUAAAUCCAUUGUAUGUUGGAUGUGUACUGAUUGAUAUUUUAGUCCUGGUUUAAGGUUUGUUUUUCAUUAGUUGUUAUUGACUUUGAACUAGCUAUCAGUAACUGCGAGUACUCUCAGAUCGGUACUUAGAGUCCUUUUUGUUGUUAGGGAUGAUGGAUGGAUAAAUAUACCCUGCCACGUCCGGUCUGUGUUUAUGUUUGAUGUUUUUUCUGCUUUGUAUCGAUCUAAUGAGUUAAGCCUUUUUCAACUGAUUUUUAUAAUUUGUUUUUAUGUUGUGCUGUUACACCACUGUCUCAGGUUAGGGGGAAGGUUGAGCUCUCACAAACAUGUUUAACUCCGCCACAUUCUUAAUGUGCCUGUCCCGAGUCAGGAGCCUGUAGUUUAGUGGUUGUCGUUUGUUCAUGUCUGUCAGAUUUAUUUUUCGUAAAUUGUUUUGUUAUAAAUUAGGCCGUUAGUUUUCAAAAUUGAAUUGUUUCAUAUUUUUAUGUCGGGGGCUUUUAUAGCCGAUUAUACGGUAUGGGUUUUUCUCAUUGUUGAAGGCCGUACGGUUGCCUAUAAAUGCUUGCAUCUACUUUAUUUGAACUUUGGUGGAUAGUUGUCUCAUUGGAAAUCAUACCUCAUCUCCUUGUUUUUAUAAAGACAAUUGUUUUCUUAUUCAUACAGGGGCCUCGGUGGCCGAGUGGUCUAAGUAGACAAAGUACUGUAUCAAUAGCCAGUCAACACUGAUAUUGUGAGUUCGAAUCCCGCACGGGGCAGGUGCAUUCGACUCCAAUCUUAGUUGACUAGGAUUGUCAGUUUUCCUACCGAUGGUUGGUGGUUUUCUCCGGCUUCCUCCACCAAUAAAAAUUGACCGCCACGAAAUAGCACAAUAGUGUUGAAAGUGGCGUUAAACACCAAUCAAUCAACCAAUCAAUCUUAUUCAUACGAUAUGUAUGCAGUCAUUAGACUCACUCCUAGUUCUUAGUGGAGUCCGGGUAGCUCAAUAUUAACUUUUGUGUGUGGGUGUUUUAUUCUAUCGCAAUUAACUUUGAAAAUAAAUAUCUAAAUUUACAUCUAGUAUCUGUAUUUCAUCUGUAAUAUCUGUCUGCUGUGAUGGUAGCAGUUUGUUCCGACAACGUCUGCAAAUAGCUGAAAGGUAAAACGUUACCAAAUUAGUAAUGUUAAUCUACAAUAUAGUUAUA